UGUCACCAAACAGGAAGUGAGAAUCCUGCAUCAGCACUGGGAGCAGAGUAACAUGUGACCUCUCCAUGGCUCUCAUAGAAGGUGUUGGAGAUGAGGUGACUCUCCUCUUCGCCGUAGUAAUACUCCUCACUGUGCUGGCCCUGGCAUGGGUAUCGACACAUACCACGGAUCGCCUGCCCACGCAUUGGGGACCAUCAGUGUCAGACCCUGGGGGGACAUCAUUGAAUAGCCAUCCAACACAUCCUAGAACUGACCCCAGUCAGAGUAACGGGGAACCCUCACCCGCUAGUGACCCCGCUCAGAGUAACGGGGAACCCUCACCCGCUAGUGACCCCGCUCAGAGUAACAGGGAACCCUCACCAGCUAGUGACCCCACCAAGAGUAACAGGGAACCCUCACCAGCUAGUGACCCCACUAAGAGUAAUAGGAAUACCUUACCCGCUAGUGACCCAACUCAGAGUAACACGGAAUGCUCACCCUCUAGUGACCCCACUGAGGGUAACAGGGAACCCUCACCUGCUAGUGACCUCACUCAGAGUAACAGAGAACCUUCACCUGCAAGUGACCCCAGUAAGUCACCCUCAGCUAUAAGGGAAACGCGCUAUGAUAAUGAGCCCAUCUUGAGUAAUGAUGACUCCCUUCCUAAUACUCUGAGGCACCGGGGUCCUCCCAACGGUCCAGAAAGGGCCCCCUCAGAGGUGGCAGGCACUAUUGUGCUGAGGUUGAAGUUCCUGAAUGAUACCGAGAGGCUGCUCACAGUCCGACCAUCUGAUACCGUCCUGCAUAUCAAACAGACGUAUUUUCCCGGGCAGGAGGACCGUGUCCGGCUCAUUUACCAGGGACAGCUCCUGCGCGACGAUUCCCAAACGGUUUCUGCCCUGCAGCUGAGAGAUGGAUGUGUCCUUCAUUGCCAUAUUUCACAGCAUGCAUCAGGACAGGGCCCCCGUGGGCCAGAGCUGGUCCCAGUGCCUCUUAACAUUGGCAGUCUGCUGGUGCCACUCCUAGGCCUGAUCCUGAUGCUGUUAUGGUAUUAUAAGCUCCAGUACCCCUACGCUUUCACCGCGACGGCCACCGCCUGCCUGGGGGGAGUGACGCUGCUCGUCGGGGUUAUGGCUUUCUCCUCGUACCGCAGAGAGUUUUAACAAAACGGUUCUUCUGAGCCUCAUUUCUCCAUCACAGAUCCUCAAUGAUUGAGUAUCAGGACUUUAUAGAAAAAUGAGAGAAAAAAAUAGCAGAAACCUUCGUAAAACCAUGAAAGGAAGGUAAUGCUUCAUUCACAAGGAAGAGACUCAAUAAAAAUCUAUGGAAUGUG
Messenger RNA from Spea bombifrons (plains spadefoot toad), 1312 nucleotides. It is a transcript of the gene TMUB1, whose product is annotated as transmembrane and ubiquitin like domain containing 1. The record is from RefSeq and is a predicted model, not a curated record. The transcript has 3 exons. Gene Ontology annotation, molecular function: protein binding. The coding region runs from base 66 to 1142 and encodes 358 amino acids. Lineage: Eukaryota; Metazoa; Chordata; Amphibia; Anura; Pelobatidae.